UGACCUCCUUGCAGGCUGCUACAUGGAUUUUUGGGGUGGAGAGAAGCGUGAGGAGGAGAGGCUGCAUGCACCAACUGCACGUGCUGCAUCCCCCAGGCGCUGCGGUUCUGUAAAAAGCCAUCGGCCGCCCUGCAGGUGCUUUGCACCCCACAAUGGUCGCAUUCUGGGGGGUUCAAAAGGCAAUGCUCCAUGCAAACCCUCAGCCUGGCGUUUCCUCAUCCCGACUCCACGCAGCACCGACCCCCCCCCGGGUCUCCCGGCGUCCCCCAGCAGGACCAUACGGACAGCAUGUCCCCAGCUUGUUUACUGCGGCCGUGCGCCUCGAUUGUCACCACCAUGUGACAGGUGAUGCCUUCAGACAGCCGAGCCAGCUCCACGUGACUGCUGGGCGAUGGAUAAAAGCUGCGUGAGGGGCUCCGGCAGCAGAACUGGGGUUGCUCUGAGGAGGAGCAGUAGUGCCGUACCGAUGGAUUUCCAGCCUAGCAUCCUGCGCGAUGGCAGCCCCAUGGAGAGCCUGGAGAAGCAGCUGCUGUGCCCCAUCUGCCUGGAGAUGUUCAGCAAGCCUGUGGUGAUCCUGCCCUGCCAGCACAACCUCUGCCGCAAGUGUGCCAAUGACAUCUUCCAGGCUGCCAAUCCGUACUGGCAGAGCCGAGGCAGCAGCAUCAUUUCGGGGGGCCGGUUCCGCUGCCCUACGUGCCGCCACGAGGUCCUGCUGGACCGCCACGGUGUCUAUGGGCUGCAGAGGAACCUGCUGGUGGAGAACAUCAUCGACAUCUACAAGCAGGAGUUCUCCAGGCCACUCAAGAAGGGGGAGCACCCUAUGUGCAAGGAGCACGAGGAUGAGAGGAUCAACAUCUACUGUGUCACCUGCGAGGUCCCCACCUGCUCCAUGUGCAAGGUCUUCGGUGCUCACAAGGACUGCGAAGUGGCCCCUCUGCAGAGCAUCUUCCAGGGCCAGAAGAGCGAGCUGAACAACUGCAUUUCCAUGCUAGUGGCAGGGAACGACCGCAUCCAGACCAUCAUUUCCCAGCUGGAGGAUUCCUGCCGCAGCACUGAGGAGAACAGCGAGGCAGCCAAGCAGGAGCUCUGUGCACGUUUUGAUGCAUUUGCAGCGCUGCUGGAGGAGAAGAAGAUGGAGCUGCUGGGACGCAUCACCCGUGAGCAGGAGGACAAGACAGGCUUUGUGCAAGGCCUCAUCCACAAGUAUAAGGAGCAGCUAGAGAAGUCCAGCCGGCUGGUAGAGACGGCCGUCCAGGCCAUGGAGGAGACCGACGGGGCCGCCUUCCUCAUGAAUGCCAAGCAGCUCAUUAAAACGAUUGUGGAGGCCUCCAAGGGCGGCAGGCUGGAGAAGAUUGAGCAAGGCUAUGAGAACAUGGAUGCCUUCACAGUCAAUCUUGAGCACCUCACCGAUGCCGUCCAUGCCUUGGACUUUGAGUCAGAUGAGGAGGAUGAGUUCUAUGAGGAGGUGGAAGAAGAUACAGGAGACACAGAACCCGAAAGGGUAGCGGCAGCCCCCCAGUAGGACGCAGGAUGUCCAGGACAGAACCUGGGGACACACUGACGGGGCCAGCCAUCCAGCUCCAGUACAGGACACUUUUCUAUACGGGUGCCAAGAGGACUAUUCCGCACAUUUUAUAUGUUCCUUGUUUUGUAUAUAAUUGUAAUGGAGUUGUGUAUUUUGUACAGAAAA
Lagopus muta (rock ptarmigan) is the source of this 1690-nucleotide messenger RNA. RefSeq names its product tripartite motif containing 63 (gene TRIM63). NCBI's taxonomy places the organism in Eukaryota, Metazoa, Chordata, Aves, Galliformes, Phasianidae. The record is from RefSeq and is a predicted model, not a curated record. The coding region runs from base 392 to 1522 and encodes 376 amino acids. Gene Ontology annotation, molecular function: zinc ion binding. The transcript is spliced from 9 exons.